Molecule: messenger RNA, 6888 nt
Organism: Oryctolagus cuniculus (rabbit)
Lineage: Eukaryota; Metazoa; Chordata; Mammalia; Lagomorpha; Leporidae
Gene: TBC1D5
Product: TBC1 domain family member 5
Biological process (GO): activation of GTPase activity
Molecular function (GO): GTPase activator activity
Source: RefSeq, a predicted model, not a curated record
GGGGUUAUUAGAGGUGGAGCGCUGGCGGGGCGCGCGGCGGGAGGCGACCGCCGUUACGGCGCGAGCGUGGUCACGUGGCCGUUGGUCACCGCCGCCGCCCCCUCCCGCCCUGUUCUCUCUCAGGUCGGGCCGGGCCCGGCCGGUUCCGCGAGCGCACAGCAGACUGAGGGAGAAGAGGGGAGGAGGAGGAGGAGAAUUCAGGGAAUAGGAGCUGGGGAGCCCUUCUGCGCCACAGAAAAUUUCUGAUGAGUUGAUGAAGACAGGAAAGACUGUCAUAAAGACUGUAGCAGUAUUGUACUGUGGACGGGAUAGCGCCCUGGCUGCAUCACUGUCACGUUAGAAGAGCGUCAGGACCAGAAGCUGAAGCAGCGGCGCAAGAAUGGACAGUUAGUCGAAACCAAGAGAAUCCACUCAAGCUACGUCUGAACAAACGGGGAGCGGGGACAGUGCCAGAGGAGGAAACUGAGCCACCCUACUGCCACGAUCGUCUCACUAAAGGCCUUCUAGGAACAGCGGGACUCGGAGGAUCUCAGAUGAGAGACAAUUCAGAUGUCCCAGUUUUUUGACUCGUCUUCAAUUCCCAUUUGUCAACCACGUCUGGUCUUUGGAGUACUGUGUUGGCCUGAGCUGAAGUCAUCCUUGACCCAUAAUAAGAACAUGAAUCUUCAGGUGUCAACUAUAUUUGUGGACCAGUGAAUUUGUUUUGAAAGGUGGUUACUUUUGGUGACAUUGUCCAGUUCUCACAAUGUAUCAUUCGUUAUCUGAAACUAGACAUCCUCUACAAGCAGAAGAACAGGAAGUAGGCAUUGAUCCCUUGUCAAGUUACUCCCACAAGUCUGGAGGAGAUUCAAAUAGAAAUGGAAGAAGAACAAGUUCUACUUUAGACUCUGAAGGGACUUUUAAUUCUUAUAGGAAAGAAUGGGAAGAACUAUUUGUAAACAACAAUUACUUGGCAACAAUAAGGCAGAAGGGGAUUCAUGGGCAGCUGAGAAGCAGCAGGUUCCGCAGCAUUUGCUGGAAGCUAUUUCUUUGUGUUCUUCCUCAAGAUAAAAGUCAGUGGAUAAGUAGAAUUAAAGAAUUAAGAGCAUGGUAUAGCAACAUUAAAGAAAUACAUAUCACAAACCCAAGGAAGGUUGUUGGCCAUCAAGAUUUGAUGAUCAAUAAUCCCCUUUCACAGGACGAAGGGAGUCUUUGGAACAAAUUCUUCCAAGAUAAAGAACUUCGAUCAAUGAUUGAACAAGAUGUCAAAAGAACGUUUCCUGAAAUGCAGUUUUUCCAACAAGAAAAUGUGAGAAAGAUUCUUACAGAUGUUCUUUUCUGUUAUGCCAGAGAAAACGAGCAGUUGCUUUAUAAACAGGGCAUGCAUGAGCUGUUAGCGCCUAUAGUUUUCAUCCUUCACUGUGACCACCAAGCUUUUCUACAUGCCAGUGAGUCAGCACAGCCCAGUGAGGAAAUGAAAACUCUCUUGAACCCUGAGUAUCUGGAACAUGAUGCCUAUGCAAUGUUCUCACAACUCAUGGAAACUGCUGAACCUUGGUUUUCUACUUUUGAGCAUGAUGGUCAAAAGGGAAAAGAAACGCUGAUGACCCCUAUACCCUUUGCUAGACCACAGGACUUAGGGCCAACAAUUGCUAUUGUUACAAAAGUCAACCAGAUCCAGGAUCAUCUCCUGAAGAAGCAUGAUAUUGAGCUUUACAUGCACUUGAACAGACUAGAAAUCGCACCACAGAUAUACGGCUUACGGUGGGUACGGCUGUUGUUUGGGCGAGAGUUCCCCCUGCAGGAUCUUCUGGUGGUCUGGGAUGCCUUGUUUGCAGAUGGUCUCAGCCUGAGUUUAGUCGAUUACAUCUUCAUAGCCAUGUUACUCUACAUCCGAGAUGCUUUGAUCUCCAGCAACUACCAGACCUGCCUCGGCCUUCUGAUGCAUUACCCACUCAUCGGGGAUGUGCACUCGCUAAUCCUUAAGGCUCUGUUCCUUAGAGACCCGAAGAGAAACCCAAGACCAGUGACUUACCAGUUCCAUCCAAAUUUGGAUUAUUACAAAGCACGAGGAGCAGACCUUAUGAAUAAAAGCCGGACCAAUGCCAAAGGUGCACCCCUGAAUAUAAACAAGGUCUCUAAUAGCCUGAUUAAUUUCGGAAGAAAGCUGAUUUCCCCAGCAAUGGCCCCAGGCAGCGUGGGUGGCCCUGUAACUGGGGGCGGCAGCGGCAGUUCCUCUUCGGUCCUGCCCGCGAGAACCUCAGUGGAAGCCCCGAAGCAUCACUUGCAGCAGCAGCAGCAGCAGCAGCAGCAGCAGCAGCAGCAGCAGCAGCGACUGCUGAAGUCGGAGAGCAUGCCGGUGCAACUGAACAAAGGCGAUGUAGUAACAGGAAGCGAUGCUCAGGUUUCUGUUCCUGUCCAGAAUCUAACUGACCUCCAAGGACAAAGUUCAAAAAACAUCAGUUCGUCUCCAAGCAUUGAGAGUUUGCCUGGAGGAAGAGAGUUCACCGGCUCCCCACCUGCCUCUGCUACUAAAAAGGAUUCCUUCUUUAGCAACAUCUCCCGCUCCCGCUCCCACAGCAGAACUGUGGGCAGAAAAGAAUCUGAAGAAGAAUUAGAAGCGCAGAUUUCCUUCCUUCAAGGACAGUUGAAUGACCUGGAGGCCAUGUGCAAAUACUGUGCCAAGGUGAUGGACACGCAUCUUGUAAAUAUUCAAGAUGUGAUAUUGCAAGAAAAUUUGGAAAAAGAAGAUCAGAUUCUGGUUUCCUUGGCGGGACUGAAGCAGAUCAAAGACAUCCUGAAAGGCUCCCUGCGUUUCAACCAGAGCCAGCUGGAGGCGGAGGAGAACGAGCAGAUCACCAUCGCCGACGACCACUACUGCUCCAGCGGCCAGGACCACAGCGGCCCGGGGCCUGGGGCCUCUAAGCAGGCCUCUUCCGAGAUGCCCGGGCGUGCAGAUGGAGGCAGUUCCGACGACUUCAUCCUGGUUUCUAAAGAAGACGAGGCGGGCAGCGCCAAGGGGCCCUCCUCGGGCCAGGCCCAGCCUCUUCGCACCCUCAGAAGCACAGUGGGAAGAAGCCAGGCCCCAGCCUGCUCCCCUCUGGUCCUCUCAGACCCGCUGAUGGGCACAGCCUCUGCUUCCUCCAGCAACCCCAGCUCCAGCCCCGACGAUGACAGCAGCAAGGACUCCGGCUUCACCAUUGUGAGCCCCCUGGACAUCUGAGCGCAGUGCCCAGUCCUGCCUCACAGGCCCCCGGCCGCCCCCUCACCAGCCCCGGCUCCCCCUGGGGAGACCCCUCUGAAACCAACGCUUCUUUCCUAUCAUGCAACUGCCGUUGGCCCAGCCCUCUGGAACCCUUUAGAGAGAAGCAACAUGGCCACGAAGCACGCAGACUUCAGGUCACCAAGAUGCAGACAGGACUUUCCGGCCUGUCACCUAACCCCCACCUCACCUUUGCUCUGAGUCAGAGCCGAGCCACACCCAGGAUCACGCUCACUGUCAGGAAAACACAGUUAGAAUCUCUUGUCCUCUCUCCCCCCUCCCCAACCAGGCAGUCGCCACCUCCACCUGUUACGUUUCCGGGGAAGACGAGUUGGUUUCAGAUCUUCCCUCGGGCACAGGAAUGUUGGUUGGUAUCAGGAAAUCUUUCCCUGUGGGAAUCUGUGUCUCAGCCCACUUCAUCCCUGCCUUGGGAAAUGGCACAGCAGAGCCAAGUCCGAUAGAAUAAACUAGAACGAGCCGAGGCGUGCGCUGGGAAGCCCCAUUGCUGCCCUCUGAAACUUAAAAUGACUUUAGAAGCAGGGUCUACACUGAGGAAUCAUCUUGAGGUGUGCUGUGGUGGUAGAGUUUUGGUUUGUUGGAGAAGAAGUUUCCAGUCCUUGGGCCAAGUAUAUUUUGGUCAUCGUGGUUCCUCCUUAAAACAAUUGUAUGCACCUUUUGAAAUCUCUCACAGCCGGAAAGCAAGGCGUCUUUAAGCAAGGCUUUGCAGCACUGAUCUCAAAGCUGUAGUGACCUUACCGUCCUGGAAGGAAAACGUGACCCCGACUUUGCCAGAGAAGCUGCUCUCAGUCUGUUUGCUGGUCACGUUUCUCUAGUUUGGGGACUGCAUUUACCUGUCGAGUAAGAAGCAAGGGAAAAACCCAAGUUCAUUCCCACCCCGUCGGAGUCCCCCCAUUGUCUUUAAGGUAGCAGUGACAGGGAAUCAACCCGGCAUCCCUUCUGUGCGGAGCAGGGCUUCCUAGAGAAUGUUCUAGAUGUUCGGGGGAGGCAGGAUCCCCACACAGCCCCUUCCCUUGCUGGGAGCCAAGCGUAGGAGUCCCGGGGCCUGUGCCCAGCUGUGGGCUCUGCAUCCCGGGCACCGUGGCCAUGAGCAGGUCUGACAGGCUGGCGCCUUCAGCACUGCACAGAUUAAAGAGGCCCUGCUGCACGCUGGCUUAGUGAUGCACACAGAGUCCCAUGGGCUGAUUCCCGCUGAGCAGGCCGCUCCCGCCCUGCUGCCAGAGCAGGUGUUCCUGCGGGGACAGGUGGUGACUGCAGGGGGCGCUGUCGUGCCCCGUACCAGGGCAUCUGGCUCUUUGGGCCUUGGCGGGGAAGAUGCAAGGCCUCGGCGCGGUGGAUACCAAGUGAGGAUGCAAGGCCUCGGCGCAGUGGAAGGAAAAGCAUCCCUCCCACUGCUGCCCGCCGAUGUCUCUCCUGGCAGAUGCAAUGGUGACGGGACGCCGGAGGUCCUGCAUGGGUCUCCGCUCGGCGCCGCCGCCUGUUCUUGGGACCUAGCAUAUCACUGCUUUGCUAGGUGCCGGGGCUGCGUGGCCUUCCCGGGCUGGGCGGUCGCUCAGCAGGGCGCGAGGAAGUUGCUGCCAGUGUUGUUUAUCCACUGCAGCACACUUGGUAAGUGCCAGGGUCGCAUAUGGUGAGCAGCCUCACCCCUACGCAGGGUCGGCCAAGGGCUACUUUUCUCACACAGGACUGUGGGGAGCAACUCAGACUAGACUGUUACUGGAAUUAAGACUUAUUCUAUGCAUCUGCUCUCCCACAAUAUGGCGCUGAGAAGGGAGUAACAACUUCUACGCAGCUGCCUCUCGCCAACUUGAGUGAUGACCUGCAGGAGCUGAUCCUGCUCCUGAUUGGAGGAGAGCAGCGUACUCGGCGUGUGGGUAGCAGAGUUGGGAUUGGUGGAAGAGGACUAUAAAGGAGGAGAGAGACAACAUGCACCAGGAACACCUGAGGAACAUCUGAGCAGCCCCCGAGAGAGCUGGCCGGUGGUGUGCCGCUCCCCCGCGGAAGUGGGGAAAGUGGCAGGGGGCACCGCCCUUCCACGGAGGUGGAAGGGACGGUAGCCAACCCGGGAAGGACCAGCAGCAAACCCGGGGAGGGCCGAGCAGACAAAAGAACAGCGCAGGGUCCUGUGUCGUUCCUCCGCGAAGAGGGGGAGCGACACAGGACUUGGCUUUGGAGGCGCUGGUGUUUUCCCUGCUAGGUGAGGAGGGCAGGGCUGCAGCACUGGCACCCCCCAGGCCAAGCAGGCCCUGUCGCCGGUGGGUGUUCAGGAGUCACAGAAUCGCCCAGGCCUGCCCCCAGUCCCCAGCCAAGGGGCGGGCCCUCCUCUUGCACUUCUGGGCCGACGCCACCCGAUAGGUGCGGGUUCUCAGAGGUGGAGGUGUGGCUGCUGCGGGGCCCACUGGCCCACCCCUCCCCAGGGAAAGAAGCAGGACAGGGCAGCGGGCACAGGCAGUGCCACACCCAAAUGCCCAUCGGGCCACGGGGCUGGAGAAUCGUGUUACUGUCUCUCUCCUAAGUGACUUUCUUUUAUUCAGAGUUGAACAUUAUUUGCAUUUUGUAUUCGUUACAGUCUAUUAAAGAAUGUAUGUUCCUUUUUAUUAUUUUUUUCAGGUACUUGGGUUUUUUUUAAUUGCACAUUUUUUAAAUCCUGGAUAUACAAAACCUUUUUGUUUUUCUCUAACAAAUGUGGUAAUCAGUGGAUUCCUUUUUGUGUUUUGAUUUUUUUUGAUUAUUAGCAGUUGAACAUUUUAUACAUGUACCAUUUAGAUGAACUCCCGUUGUCAUCUCCUUUUUUUUUAUACAUGCCCCUGUGUGCUUCCUACAUUCCUGUGUGAUCCGAUUGGAAAUUCGUGUUAAGAUUUCCCUGUGCAGUACAUGCGAGAGCUACAGGCUAGAGACAGUCAGUUACUGCUUUGCCUACAUUACGUGUCUGCCAAGGGGCUAGAUAAUGCUUUACAUGUAACUAUACUGGAUUAUUCUUCCAAAGAUGACCCCUGCUAACCGUUGCCUGCAAAGCAAGAACGUUACUGCCAAACGCGUGAACGUGUCCCUGCAAAUGAGCCCCAGCCUCGCGGGACCCGCCUUGCACACGAAGACGCUGGGACAGUGACGCUGUCUCCAGAGCCGACCUACCCUAGGUGACCCGCGUUUAUUAUUGUUCUUUUCCUGUUACUGUUGUUGUAAGGACCUGCCCCCAGCGCUCCCUUCUGGAACAGGAGUGUGUAUGGAGGACUUGGGGCCCUCCUCGCCUGCAGACAGCACCCGCGGAGCAGGGCCCGGGAGCCCCGGAGCAGGGCUGAGGCUGCGGGAUACAGGUGGCAACAGCAAGGCCGCCUCCCGCGUGCAGGCCAGGCUUCGGUUUGCUCCCUCUUUACGACGUUGAGGAGAAGCAUCAAGUUCAUGUAAACAGGCUGGAGACCAUGUUGAUGUUAAAUUGUCGUCAUAAUUUUUCUCGCAGUGGCACAAUUGACUUGAUUCAUGGAGAACUCGGUUGCGUCAUUUCUAUCCUGUCGCUUUUUCUCACCCGCCUUUAUGCUAGAACUCAUGUUGAUUUAAGCAAUGAUUUAUCCUUUUGGCAAAGUGAGCCCUCUCCGUAUGACAUAAUAAAAGACUAAUGUGACUCUGAGAAA